Molecule: messenger RNA, 4493 nt
Organism: Limanda limanda (common dab)
Lineage: Eukaryota; Metazoa; Chordata; Actinopteri; Pleuronectiformes; Pleuronectidae
Product: protein NLRC3-like
Exons: 8
Coding region: 211-3099 (962 amino acids)
Molecular function (GO): protein binding
Source: RefSeq, a predicted model, not a curated record
AUCAUACGUGUUUCUGUGUGUGUCGUUUGUCGUGUGUUGCGUGUGUGUGUCAGACUUGUUUGUUCUAAUACCUGUGAGUUCAUUGUUUUUAUCUUCGUCACAAAGUGUUUAAUAACAAAACAGUGUUUUCAGAAUCAUACGUGUCGUGUGUGUGUGACUUGUUUGUCCUCAUUCCUGUGAGUUCAUUGUUUUUAUCUUCUCAGACUGAAGAUGAGUGGUUAUGAGAAGGAAGUGGAGGAUAGAGCAGAGUCUACAGUGUUCAGCUGUGUGUCCAUGAAGAGUGACAUGUCCAAACGUCGUCCUCCAGACUUCAGUAAUGAACCUGGACCCUCACAUUCAAAACUGAAGAUGAGUGGUUAUGAGGAGGAAGUGGAGGACAGAGCAGAGUCUACAGUGUUCAGCUGUGUGUCUAUGAAGAGUGACAUGUCCAAACGUCGUCCUCCAGACCUCAGUAGUGAACCUGGACCCUCACAUUCAAAAGAGAGAACGAAGAUUCAUGUUUCUGAGGAGGAGCAGUCGUCCUGCUGUGCUUCGUGUCAGGACGUCCUAAAGGAUCCAGUCUCCACCAGCUGUGGACACUGGUUCUGCAGACAGUGCAUCACCUCAUACUGGGACCAGUGUGGUUCUUCAGGAGACUCCUCCUGUCCCCAGUGUGGACAAGGAUCAACAACAGAUGCUGGAGCUCAGACAGCCGAAGAUCAUGCUCUGCAGGAGGUUUUAGAUGAACAUAAGCUCAGUCUGAGGAAGAGAUGUGAACAUGUGACUGAAGGAACUGAUGAAACAGGAAGUAGAACCCUCCUCAACAGGAUCUACACUGAACUCUACAUCACAGAGGGACAGAGCGAAGAGGUUAAUACUCAACAUGAGGUGAGGCAGCUUGAGACAGCGUCCAAGAUGAAGAGCCUCCAGGACACUCCCAUCAAGUGCCACGACAUCUUUAAAGCCUUAGCUGACCAGCAGAGCAGAAUCAGAGUCGUCCUGACCAAUGGCGUCGCUGGCAUUGGAAAAACCUUCUUGGUGCAGAAGUUCACUCUGGACUGGGUAGAGGGUUUAGAAAACCAAGAGGUCCGUCUGCUGAUUGUGCUUUCGUUCAGGGAGCUAAACCUGGUGAAAGACGAGCAGUACAGUCUUCUCAAGCUGCUCCGUGUUUUCCAUCCAGCUUUACAGAAGCUCACGGCAAAGAUGCUCCAUGUCUGUAGACCUUUGUUCAUCUUUGACGGCCUGGAUGAAAGCAGACUUUCUCUGGACUUCCACGACAGGAAGGCUGUUUCUGAUGUCAGGAAGCGCUCAUCAGUCAAUGUGCUGCUGACAAACCUCUUCCGGGGGAAUCUGCUUCCCUCGGCUCUCGUCUGGAUAACCUCCAGACCUGCGGCGGCCAAUCUGAUCCCUCCUACAUGUGUUGACAGGUUAACAGAAGUACGAGGCUUCACUGACGCCCAGAAGGAAGAGUACUUCAAGAAGAGAUUCAGCGAUGAAGAAGAGCUUGGCAGCAGAAUCAUGUCACACAUCAAAGCGUCCAGGAGCCUCCACAUCAUGUGUCAAAUCCCAGUCUUCUGCUGGAUCAGUGCCUCAGUUCUGGAGCACAUGUUGACCACAGACCAGAGAGGAGAGCUGCCCAAGACCCUGACUGACCUGUACUCGUACUUCCUGCUGGUUCAGAUAAAGAGGAAGAACAACAAGUACGGUGAGGGACACGAGACGACUCCACAGCAGCUGAGAGAGGCUGACAGGGACAUUCUUUUGAAGCUGGGGAGGUUGGCAUUUGAACAUCUUGAGGAAGGAAAGAUCAUGUUCUACCAAGAAGACCUGGAGCGGUGUGGCCUUAAUGUCACAGAUGCCUCGGUGUACUCAGGAGUUUGUACUCAGAUCUUCAGAAGAGAGAGUGUGAGCUUCCACAAAUCAGUCUACUGCUUUGUUCAUCUGAGCAUUCAGGAGUUUCUGGCUGCAGUCUACAUGUUCCAGUGUUACACCCAGAUGAACACAGAUGUCAUUGAUAGCUUCCUUGGAGAAGACUUACAAUCCCGGGACUCAAUGCUGAACCGUCUUCGCUGUUACCUUUCAAAGUUUUUCCGACCGACUGACUUCUCUCACCCUCUGGUUAACCUCCUGAAGAGAACCAUGGAGAAAUCCCUCACCAGUGAAAAUGGUCAUCUGGACCUGUUUGUCCGCUUCCUUCACGGCCUCAGUCUGGAGUCCAACCAGAGAGUCUUAGGAGGCCUGCUGGGUCGGACAGAGAACAAUCCAAACAUCAUCCAGAGAGUCAUCGACAGCCUGAAGGAGAUGAAGAAUGAUAAAACUUCUCCUGACAGAAGCAUCAACAUCUUCCACUGUCUGACUGAGAUGAACGACCGCUCAGUACAUCAGCAGAUGCAACAGUUCCUGACGUCAGACAACAUAUCAAAGGAGAAACUCUCUGAGAUCCACUGCUCAGCUCUGGCCUACAUGCUGCAGAUGUCAGAUGAGGUUCUGUAUGAGUUGGACCUGAAGAAGUUCAACACAUCAGACCAGGGUCGACGAAGACUGAUCCCAGCUGUGAGGAACUACAGGAAGGCACUACUGGCUUGUUGUCGACUCUCAGAGACUCACUGUGAAGUCGUGGCCUCAGCUCUGAAGAUGAACCCCUCACAUCUGAGAGAACUGGAUCUGAGUACAAACGACCUGCAGGAUUCAGGAGUGAAGCUGCUGUGUUCUGGACUGGAGAGUCCAAACUGUCGACUGGAGACUCUAAGGCUGAGUCACUGCAGUCUGUCAGAGAUCAGCUGUUCUUCUCUGGCUUCAGCUCUGAGGUCAAACCCCUCUCAUCUGACAGAACUGGAUCUGAGUGGCAAUGACCUGGAGGACUCAGGAGUGCAGGAGCUGUGUGGUUUUCUACAAAGUCCAACCUGUCGACUGGAGACUCUGAAGGUGAAUGGCUGCAGACUGUCAGAGGUCAGCUGUUCUUCUCUGACUUCAGCUCUGAGGUCAAACCCCUUUCAUCUGAGAAAACUGGAUCUGAGAUACAACGACCUCCAGGACUCAGGAGUGAAGGAGUUGCUUGAUCUGGAGCAGAGUUCAGACUGUCGACUGGAGACUCUGAGAUGGCAGCCGCUGUCUUUGUGAAAGUGAAUGUGAAGAGGACAGUGCGUGUGGACAGAGGCUGAGCUGUGUCCUGAUGAUCCGCAGAGGCUGGAGCAGCAGCAGCAGCUUGUGUGUAGAGUGGCUCUGACUGGGCCUUGUUGCUGGGAGGCAGAGGGGGGGACAGAGGUCCAGAGGAGGUGAGCUGCUCUGACAUCAGCCUGACAGGGAGUCAUCAACCACACAGGGGGUCCACCAUCCUCCCUGUGUGUUCCUGUGGAUGUGACAGAGCAUCAUCAGUGUAUCUGCUCUGCUGCUCUGUCCUUUGACUCACAUCUGAAGAUCAACACUUCUAAAUUGAUUUGAGUGAAUUUGCAACAUUUUUUUCGACCUAUUCCUCAAUUCAUGAUCUUUACCGCUUGUAAAGCUCCACCCAGAAAGACCCCAUCUGUUCUUCAUCACUAGUAGCUGUAGUCGUAUGCCUUGUAAAUAUGUAAAUAUUGCCAAAUCUGGGUUUGUAUUUAAUGCACUUUAAACAAAUAUUUUAAUAAUGCACAUAAAUAUAGUCAUAUAUAUUUGUAUUUAUCUUAUUUCUCUGCCUUUUUAUGCACACUUUUCUCAACGAAAUGUUUAUUUUAAGGGUGAAGUCCCACUUUAUUGAAAGAUGUCCAAUUUGUGUCAUAAGACCUGUUGUGCUUUUUUCGUGUUACGAAGUGGUAACUUUUGGAUGAGAUUCUUCACCAAAUAUCUUCAAGAAAUUAAAAUUCGAUAUACAUUUUUUGCACCUUUAUGAAAUGUGGAAGGUAAUUUGUUUCUGAAUCAUUUACCAGACAUGUAAUGUAUUAUUUUGUUACUGUGUGGUCACCUGAUGGCGUGGACCAUUAUGAUUAGUAGGCUGGGUUCAGCGCCGCCUGACGGAUGCAGGGAGUGUCAUGUUCUCCUUUUGUUAAGCAAUUUGUAGCUUUGUUAAGAAAGAUUUUAGACAAAGAAAACUUUACUUCUCAUGUCUUGUAUGCUUACAGAUAAAGUCACCAGUGCAUGUUUGUAUUCCAAGCUAUGAACAAAUGUGUGCGAGUAGAAUUGAAACACAGAAAUUCUAUUAGGAUGCAAACUUCUAGAAAUCGCAGAUAAGUUGUGAGUUUACACAGGAAAAUACGAUUAAAUUGUUUUUAUGCAAAGACAAAACAUUACUGUUUGUUUUGAGUGUUUCUCAUGUUUUCCUUUUCCUGCCCUGAACCUGACACUGCUGACAUCAAUCCUUCAGCACAGCCCCAGAGAGCAGAGCUCCAGGGAAACAUUCAAACAUUAACUCAGCACAGACUCUGCUGCCUACAGCCUCAACCUGUGCAACCUGAGACCUGUGACUGGGAUCAAGUGAAAAUUUGUUAAAAAUAAAACAUCAGCGCAAACGUGUUUUCAAACUGCAGCUUUAUUGUUCA